Symbiodinium sp. CCMP2592 is the source of this 441-nucleotide messenger RNA. NCBI's taxonomy places the organism in Eukaryota, Dinophyceae, Suessiales, Symbiodiniaceae. The record is from the annotation of a GenBank genome assembly.
AUGGCGACCGUGCAACUUCCAAUGACGAUGGAGGCACUUGUCGGUGGCCCAGAGAUAGAGGCAGGAAGCGAGCCGCACUUCUGCCCAGUCAAAGCUUUGCCCAUCAAGCGAACCCAUCGCGUGAGGACAUUGCCAGGCUUUCACCUGCUGUGCCUCGAUGCAGGCAAGGAGGCCAUGGCGCGAGGAAGCUACGAAGCCUUCGGGCAGCGUUUCCACUGCGAAAGCCUCGAGUACCUGCACCAAGAUGACAAGGUCUUUAUAUGCCCACAGGACCAGAAGGCUUUUCUGAACCAGAUGUCCAUGCGCUAUCAUCAGUACAUCAGGCAUGAGCUGCAGGAGCGCAAGGAGGAACGGAAGCGUCUUCGAGAGCGUGCCGAGGAGAGGAAAGCUAGAGCUGAUCGGCGACAGCAACCCGACAGCCUGUCAGCAAGGCAAGAUUGA